CUCUCUCUCACAUUUCUUUAUCUUUAUCUUUCUUUUCUCUUUUCUACUGAAAUUCGUUUGUUUCGGUAGUCGUUAUGUAUGAUACCAUGUUGUCUUAGAUAUAUUUGAUUGACGGUCUGUUUCAUGCCGAGAAUGUCUGGGAAAGGAGAGGGGAUUAAUGUUUUCCUUUACCACAUGAAACCAAUAGGGAAACUAUUGAGCUGAGUUAGGGCCAUGGCCAAUACUGUCAGACUAGAUAAUGUGAACUGUGAAGCAUACUAAUUGUAUUCCUGUAGUUAUUUCCUUGUUGAAUUUACAUCAGUAAUAUGAGUACCAUGCGAUGAACUGUGAACGUUUCAGUACUUUUAUGAACAUUAUUGUAUUUAUGCAAUGAUCCUAUCAAAAAAUCUAAUGGCAAUAUUCUUAAUUUACGCUAGUCUACUUUUAUGAAUAUUCAAGAUUUCAAGAGAUAUUCUGGUUUGAAAAACGUCUUGUUAAUAUAUAAAUGGGUCAUUUUAUGUCUCAUUUGGUUGUAGAGAUGAGAAAUUCGUGAAUGGUAGUAAAAUAGUUUGUAAAUACUAAUGAAAUAGUUUGAUUUAAGAUGUUUUAAGGAAUUUUGGAAAAUAAGAGAGAAAUAGUUUGAAUAAAAAUAUUAUAAAGUUAAAAUAUUAUUAGAAUAUAAGUUUUUAAUAGUAUCUUUGGUUUGGGAUUUGAAAAAGUUGAAUUGUUAUUGUGUAUUAUUUGGAAGGUUGGCAAAGUUGUAAUGAUUAGAUGAAAAAGUUGAAAAUUUGAAAUUAAAAAGUAUUUGUGUUUGUGGUGUUUAGAUGUGGAAAUGAGAUGGGAUGAGACCAUCUUGCAAGCCAAACGGGCCUUAGUGUUGUUUUCUAGUUUUAGAUUGUAUGUAGUAUUGUUAUAAUCUGGUUGAUUAAAAUAGUGAGUUCUGAAUUAUAUUAUUUUGGCAACUUCAAGACCGAUUAAUCUGAAGAAGAUUAUCAAAGUUGAAUGGAUGACGUAGAUGUUCUGUAUAAAUAAAUAAUGUGCGUGUGUACUGUUGUGUCAGAUACUUUCUAAGUCGGUGCACUAAUAUCAGGAAACAGCACAACCAGGUGUUGAACUUGCCCAUCAUAUCAUAUUAUAUGCUCUAAGCUACAUUCCUUAUAGUUAAGGUGUGUGAGUGGUGAUCAGAGUCGAAUUAUUGCUGACCUCUUGAAGUGUAGUUUAUCUAUAUAGAUAUAUGUCCCAACUUUGGUUGGAAUGGUAACACGUUAACUUUGGUAGUGAUAUGAAAGUUCCUCUCAGCACACAAAACCUAACGUAUGGAAAAAGUGAGAAGCACAAAGCAGGUCUCAGAAUGUCUUUUGAUGAGUAGGAUAAAGAUUUCAUUAAUGAUGAAAGGGGAUGUUCAGUACAUAAGAAGUACACUUAACAGUCAAAGGUGAUAGAAUGUGAACUGGAGCAAGAAGAGACAGCCUGUCAAGAAUCAAGCUAACAUCAGAAUCUCAGGUAAUAGUUUGCUAGAUUUGGUUUAUUCUCAUCAUGGACAUAGAUCUUAGGCUACCUUCUGGUGAGCAUAUUAAGGAAGAUGAAGAAGCAAAUGCAAUUGAUAACAUCUUGAAUGGUGAUGAGAAACUGCAUAAUGGAGAUGUAGAGGGUGACCAUAAGGUUGAUGUUGGAGUUGAGGUAUGCAUUGAAGAUGGUGGAGAUUUGAAUUCUCCCACGUUGGAUAUGGUAGUGUUUAAUGAGGAUAUGAAUCUUGAGCCACUUUCAGGUAUGGAAUUUGAAUCACAUGGAGAAGCUUAUUCAUUCUAUCAAGAAUAUGCUCGGUCUAUGGGAUUCAACACUGCAAUACAAAACAGCCGGCGUUCAAAGACUUCAAGAGAAUUUAUUGAUGCUAAAUUUGCUUGUUCUCGAUAUGGGACCAAGCGAGAGUAUGACAAAUCCUGCAAUCGACCACGCACUAAACAGAACAAGCAAGAUUUGGAAAAUGCAACUGGUCGACGGUUAUGUGCGAAGACAGACUGCAAAGCAAGCAUGCAUGUGAAGAGAAGGUCAGAUGGUAAAUGGGUUAUACAUACUUUCAUGAAGGAGCAUAACCAUGAGCUACUACCAGCCCAGGCUGUGAGUGAACAAACAAGAAAGAUGUAUGCUGCAAUGGCUAGACAAUUUGCCGAAUACAAAAAUGUGGUUGGUCUCAAGAAUGACAAAACCCCAUUCGAAAAAGGUCGCAAUUUGGCACUAGAAGCAGGAGAUGUCAAGAUUUUACUUGAUUUUUUCACACAGAUGCAAAAUAUGAAUUCCAAUUUCUUUUAUGCUGUAAAUCUGGGAGAAGAUCAACAACUGAAAAAUUUUUUCUGGAUUGAUGCCAAAAGUAGGCAUGACUAUAAGACUUUCAGUGAUGUAGUGUCAUUUGAUACUACUUAUGUCAAGAACAAAUAUAAGAUGCCUCUUGUUAUAAUUGUUGGGACAAACCAACACUAUCAAUUCAUGUUGCUUGGAUGUGCCUUGAUAUCAGAUGAAAGUGCAACAACAUUUUCCUGGUUAAUGCGAACAUGGCUGAAAGCAGUGGGUGGGCAAGCUCCGAAGGUAAUGAUCACUGACCAUGACAAAACCAUUAAAUUAGCUGUUUCCGAGGUCUUUCCAGAUGCUCGUCAUUGCUUUUGUUUGUGGCAUAUAUUGGGGAAGGUUUCUGAAAAUCUUGGUCAUGUAAUCAAACAGCAUGGAAAUUUUAUGGCAAAAUUUGAAAAAUGCAUCUUCCAGUCAUGGACAAAUGAAGAAUUUGAAAAAAGGUGGUGGAAAAUUCUUAAUAGAUUUGAACUCAAAGAGGAUGAAUGGAUGCAGUCACUAUAUGAAGAUCGGAGACUAUGGGUGCCAACAUACAUGAAGGAUGUGUGUUUGGCUGGGAUGUCUUCAGUUCAGCGAUCAGAAAGUGUAAAUUCCUAUUUCGAUAAGUAUGUGCACAAGAAGACCACCAUACAAGAAUUUGUGAAACAAUACGAACCAAUUCUACAAGAUCGGUAUGAAGAGGAAGCCAAAGCAGAUUCUGACACAUGGAACAAACCACCUGCAUUAAAAUCUCCUUCCCCUCUGGAGAAGAGUGUCUCAGGGGUGUACACACAUGCAUUAUUCAAGAAAUUUCAGGCUGAGCUUCUAGGUGUAGUUGCUUGCCAUCCUAAAAAAGAAAGACAAGAUGACACAAUAACUACUUUCCGAGUUCAAGAAUUUGAAGGGAGUCAAGAAUUUAUUGUUAUAUGGAAUGAAAUGAAAUCAGAAAUUUCCUGUAUAUGUCGAUUGUAUGAGUACAAAGGUUAUCUUUGUCGGCAUGCAAUGAUUGUUCUUCAAAUUUGUGGCCUUUCUGCCAUUCCACCCCAGUAUAUUUUGAAACGGUGGACGAAAGAUGCAAAGAGCAAGCAUUUUUUGGGACAAGAAUCGGGACUAGUGCAAUCUAGGGUGCAAAGAUACAACGAUUUAUGUCAUCGGGCGAUGAAACUGAGUGAAGAGGGAUCUCUUUCUUCGGAGAGUUACAGUUUUGCAAUCCAUGCACUAGAUGAAGCUUUGGGAAGCUGUGUGGAUAUGAAUAAUUCUGCUAAGGACCUUGAAGAAGCUGGCACAUCAGACACUCAUAUUCUACUUUGCAUGGAAGAAGACAACCAAAGUAGAAGUAUUGGGAAGACAAAUAAAAAAAGGAAUCCAACAAAGAAAAGAAAGGUGAACCCUGAAUCUGAUGUUAUGACUGUUGGGGCACAAGACAGCUUGCAGCAAAUGGAGAAAUUAAGCUCAAGAGCUGUAACCCUUGAUAGCUACUACAGUACACAACAGAGCAUGCAAGGAAUGGUACAACUGAACUUAAUGGGACCGACACGUGAUAAUUACUAUGGGAAUCAACAGACCAUUCAGGGGCUGGGGCAAUUGAACACAAUAGCACCAAGCCAUGAUGGUUAUUACAGUGCUCCUCAAAGCAUGCAUGGGCUGGGACAGAUGGAUUUUUUCCGAACACCAACUGGCUUCUAUGGCAUUCGAGAUGAUCCCAAUGUGAGGGCUGCACAGAUGCAUGAUGAUGCAUCCAGACAUCCGUGAGAUGCGCAACUUUCUCAUUAUGAAGGUGGGGCUUAGCUAAUGUCUACUAAGAAUGAUAUGUAUCAUGCCUUGUAGAAGGAAGGAUUACGGUAGAGCACCUUCCUUUGUUGUCUAUAAAUUAUAUGAUAAGAUGGAAUAGGCUGUUGCUGUUUAUUUUCACCAUUUUCUUUCGAAAUUUCCCCGAGAGUUGGAACAGAUUUGAGGUAGGGUUGCAUCUCUUGUAAAAGUUGUUGUAUUGAUGAUCUGUGACUGGUAAUUCUAGAUAGGAGCAAUCGAAAUCAGUGUUACAUAACGAUUGGCUGAUCAAUGUAUUUUGCCACUCCACAAGUGGUAACAGGAGCAGGAAUGUUGAAAAUAGUUCAAUUUGAUGUCCAUUUCUAUUUA
Molecule: messenger RNA, 4437 nt
Organism: Carya illinoinensis
Lineage: Eukaryota; Viridiplantae; Streptophyta; Magnoliopsida; Fagales; Juglandaceae
Product: protein FAR-RED ELONGATED HYPOCOTYL 3-like
Exons: 11
Coding region: 1516-4053 (845 amino acids)
Biological process (GO): regulation of DNA-templated transcription
Molecular function (GO): zinc ion binding
Source: RefSeq, a predicted model, not a curated record